Messenger RNA from Nicotiana attenuata, 1286 nucleotides. RefSeq names its product hydroxyphenylpyruvate reductase-like. Gene Ontology annotation, molecular function: glyoxylate reductase (NADPH) activity; hydroxypyruvate reductase [NAD(P)H] activity; NAD binding. Lineage: Eukaryota; Viridiplantae; Streptophyta; Magnoliopsida; Solanales; Solanaceae. Gene Ontology annotation, cellular component: cytosol. The transcript has 2 exons. The record is from RefSeq and is a predicted model, not a curated record. The coding region runs from base 120 to 1061 and encodes 313 amino acids.
UCCCUCGAAAGAAAAAGUUCACCAUACAUAGUGGAAAGCGAUCAACCCCUCAUUUGUUAGCUAAGCUAUAAACAAAAGAGUCCACUUGUAUCACUCUUCAUACGAACAAGAAGAGAAAAAUGGAAAGCAUCGGAGUGUUAAUGGCGUGUCCUAUGUCAUCCUACCUAGAACAAGAGCUAGACAAGCGAUUCAAGCUCUUCCGCUUCUGGAACUUUCCCCAGAAGAACGAAUUCCUCAAUCAGAACGCCGAUUCCAUCCGCGCUGUCGUCGGCAACGCCUUCGCCGGCGCUGACGCUGAGCUCAUCGAUUCUCUCCCUAAGCUUGAGAUUGUUUCCAGUUUCAGUGUUGGUUUAGAUAAGAUCGAUUUGAACAAGUGUAAAGAGAAGGGGAUUAGGGUUACUAAUACUCCCGAUGUUUUGACCGAGGACGUGGCUGACUUGGCUAUCGGGUUGAUGUUGGCUGUUCUUAGGAGGAUUUGUGAAUGCGAUCGCUAUGUUAGGAAAGGGUUGUGGAAGUCUGGUGAUUUCAAGUUGACUUCUAAGUUUAGUGGAAAAUCAGUGGGUAUUAUAGGACUGGGAAGGAUUGGCUUAGCAAUUGCUAAGAGAGCAGAAGCUUUUGGCUGCCCGAUCAGUUACCACGCAAGAUCACAGAAGCCAAAUACAAAUUACAAGUAUUAUCCAAGUGUAGUUGAACUGGCUUCCAAUUGCCAGAUUCUGGUUGUGGCAUGUGCAUUGACUCCUGAAACUCGUCAUAUUGUCAACCGUGAAGUCAUUGAAGCUUUGGGAUCAAAGGGGGUUCUGAUUAACAUUGGUAGGGGUCCUCAUGUUGAUGAAAAAGAGCUUGUAUCUGCUCUUGUUGAAGGCCGAUUAGGGGGUGCUGGUCUUGAUGUGUUUGAGAAUGAGCCUGAAGUACCUGAGCAGCUCUUUGGCCUUGAGAAUGUGGUCCUAUUGCCUCAUGUAGGCAGUGGCACAGUGGAAACACGCAAGGCCAUGGCCGACCUUGUCCUUGGGAACUUAGAAGCUCACUUUUUGAACAAACCGCUGUUAACUCCGGUGGUUUAAGUAUAUGAACCGCUGCUAUUAGUUAUUGUUUGGAGGUUACCUUUUGCUGCAGCAACUAGGUUCACUUCAUGUAGGAGCACAUUGUCUCCUGAACUUUUGGAGCAAAUGUUUCGUGAUUGUUUGGGUGCUUCAACUUGCUGUCAAUCUUUUUAUUGGACUAUUUCAAUACUAUCGUCUCUUGAACAUAAACAUAAGCCUAAUAACAAUACAAGAUUGAUGGUUUAA